AUGGUGGGAUCUGCUCAAACUCGGUACAAUUUCCCUCCCCAGACUGUAGUUGCGAUUGCCAAACUGGGAUUGAGUGUAGAGGUCCAUGAGGAUAAGCUCAUAUGGGGGGAAACACAGGAUGGCAGGUAUAGCAUAAAGUCAGCUUACAGUUUCAAUGGAAAACAAGCACAUGUACUCAGAGGAGGGGAAAGUUCUUUAGACAGUGGCCACAAGGUGGUAUGGCAGGGGAUAUGGAAGUUGCAGGUCCCUCAAAGGAUCAAGGUUUUUACGUGGAGAGCUUGUAAGGAGAGCCCCCAUAGCAGACAUAAUUUGAAAUCUAGAAAGUCAUCCUUGGCUGGUGGCUUUGGGAGUGUUGGAAAGGAGAAGAAGUUUCAAGGAAAUGGUCCAUCAGAUAUGUACAAGUGGCAAGACAGAAGACUUGGAGUUUUUUGUGAUGUUGGCAUGAAGCUUCUGGCACGUCAAGAGUCAAUAAGGCAACAUAAGACUGAGGUGAAGCACACAAUGGGAUGGAGUAAACCUCCUCAAGGGGUCCUAAAGUUGAAUGUUGAUGGGGCUAUCUUCGCAAACCCGCAUGUGGCAGGGGUGGGGGUGAUUCUUAGAGACAGUGAAGGCACUGUGUUACUGGCAGCCAGCAUGAAGGAGUCUGAGGUUGGUGAUCCUGCUAAAAUAGAUAUGGUGGCUAUGCUACGUGGUCUUCGAUUGUGCAUUCCAAUGGGCAUUGAGAAGCUUAUCCUAGAAAGUGAUUCUCUCCUAAUGGUUAAUCAGAUGAAUGGGGACACAAAACCAUGGUCUUUAUUUCGGAACAUCAUUAAGGAAACGAGGCAAUGUUCUACAAGGUUUAGAAGUUGCAUAGUGCAACAUGUUGGCCGUUUGGGAAGCUGUAUGGGUGGUAUGUUCAAGAUGUAA
Molecule: messenger RNA, 906 nt
Organism: Juglans regia (Persian walnut)
Lineage: Eukaryota; Viridiplantae; Streptophyta; Magnoliopsida; Fagales; Juglandaceae
Exons: 3
Coding region: 1-906 (301 amino acids)
Molecular function (GO): nucleic acid binding; RNA-DNA hybrid ribonuclease activity
Source: RefSeq, a predicted model, not a curated record